Harpegnathos saltator (Jerdon's jumping ant) is the source of this 1590-nucleotide messenger RNA. RefSeq names its product glutathione S-transferase D1 (gene GstD1). Gene Ontology annotation, biological process: glutathione metabolic process. The coding region runs from base 329 to 994 and encodes 221 amino acids. The record is from RefSeq and is a predicted model, not a curated record. NCBI's taxonomy places the organism in Eukaryota, Metazoa, Arthropoda, Insecta, Hymenoptera, Formicidae. The transcript is spliced from 6 exons. Gene Ontology annotation, molecular function: glutathione transferase activity.
GCGCGCGCAUUUUCCACACACUUCCGCGUCGUUUUUCCGCGAGGAAUCGUCGGUCCCGCUGGAAGAAGAGAAGGCAACGGCUGAUGUAUUUCUUCGUCGCGGUGCCCGGUGCAUUGACCGAACACGCGAUAAGCCAAUUAAUUAGGCUGAUGUGUAACGUUUGCGGGUAUCAUCGAUUCGUAUCAAUCGGUCGAGUUUGAACAGGCUCGUCCAGCAUACAGGAUCCGGCGGGCGCGGGCGACUCGCGGCGAGAAGAAGACCGGAAGGUCUGCGGGCGCCGAGGAAAUAACAACAAGAAGCACCGCCAGGGACGGAGACGAGCAACGAGAUGCCGAUUGAUUGUUAUUACUUACCGCCAAGCCCACCCUGUCGCAGCGUCAUGUUACUCGCGAAAGCUCUGGGCGUUCGUUUCAACUUCAAGAUGCUGAACGUCAUGAAGGGGGAACACAUGAGCUCGAAAUUCUUGCAGAUAAACCCGCAACAUAUGAUACCGACUAUCGACGACAAUGGAUUUAUUCUGUGCGAGAGUCGCCCGAUCAUGGCAUACUUGGUCAGUAAAUACGCCAGAAACGAUUCUCUUUAUCCGAGAGAUCCGAAGCAGAGGGCAGUGGUCGAUCAAAUGAUGUACUUUGAUGCUGGCAGUCUCUACUCCAAUAUAGUAAAGUGUUACGUACCCGUAGCCCGAGGUCUGUCUCAUUCCGUUAACGAGGCAGAUCUGGAACGAGUGGAGAAAUCGUUCGAGGUGCUCAACUCUUUCCUCGACGGCAAGCAGUUUGCGGCGGGCGACGAUCUGACCAUUGCUGAUUUCACCAUCAGCACGUCUAUCUGCUUGGUGCAGUGUUUCGACUUCGACAUUAGCCGUUACGAUAACGUCGCCGCGUAUUACGAUCGCUGCAAGGAAAGUCUGGAGAAAUUCGGCUUCGAGGAGGUACACGCCAUCGGUGUUAAAACGUUUACCGAGAUGUACCACGCGAACCUGCAAGAAUCCAGUUAACGCGGAUACGACUAUGGAUAUUUGUGCGCGCCUAAAGAGUGAAGCAGAGAGAGAGAGAGAGAGAGAGAGAGAGAGAGAGGUGGGAGGGAAAGAUAAAGAGCGACGAAGGGGGAGAGAAAGAUCGAUAGUACCUCAUUUACCUGAGAUCGAGAUUAGACAUGGAAACCCAUCGUUACCUUAUAGAAUUUAAAAUUCGCUUCUUACCUUCGUGAGAUUUUCAGUCUCGAGUUUUUCACGACUUUAUUGCCGCGCAGAUCUAGCGACGAACAUCUCGGAAGAAAAUCGCUGCUAUAUAUUGCGUACACGCAGCUCAGCGGCAUCUUCUUGUAUUUACUUCCAUUGCAAUUAACAAUGUUUGAAACGGGAAAUCAAUGUUGAACGACCCUGUACGAGGAGCGUGCUGCGUUGUAAUAUCGCCCAAGUAAUUAUACUCUGCUUCUUCUGCUUCUGCCGUAUCAAGAGAUACAUGUGGUACAUCGAUCAAUUGACACGUUUGGAGAGAAAAAGAGGAACAUGGACACGCGAUGGAUCUAAUCGGAAUCUAAGCGCGUUGCCAGGACGUAUCCGAGUGAAAAAAUAAACGCAAUGACUGCUGA